GCGGCCUGAGUUCUAGCUGUACUCGACGUGACCAUUCUUGGCCAUGGCACAUGUCUAUCAUCUGCCUACUACGCACGGACCAACCCUGCAUGGCGGGCUAUAUAUAGCGAAGACGCAGUACGGCCGCGCCUGAGUUGGUCGAGCUCGCCAGUGGUCGGUCAUCUUCGUGCACCAUGUACAGCAACCAGGUGAUGCCCGUGGCGAAUGUCAUUUGCGCCCGACGAGAGAUCAAGCACCAAGUCGACAAGUUGUACGAGAACCUGCAGAGUCCCAAGGGUCUAUGCAACGUCACGUCGCCGCGAAAGUUUUCGCAUCUCGAGUUCAACGCCAAGAAGCGAGUGCAAGCUCAAGCUCGGCAAGCCCGCAUCGACCACGACAACCACCUCCUCAUGGAAAAGAUGGCGCAGAUCAUGUUCGCGCCAUCGUCCAAGAAAACGUCGGCUUCCUUCAAGCCCGGCACGUGUUUGGACAAGAACCAGCUGCCAAAGAUUGACAAUCACAACGACUACACGCUCGUCCAUGGGUACGCCAAGACGCGGCAGCGAGAAGCGCGUCGCAUUGCCAAGGAGAACUUGCUCCAUCGGCAACGAAUCGACGCUCAGAGACCAACGUACACGAACGCUGAGUAUCAUGCAGACAACGUGGCGAAGAAUGCUCAUCUCAGCCGCAUGCAUCGCAAACUCGUGUGGUCGAAACCUACGCGUGAUGAACUCAAACAGGAAGAACGACGGGAAGCCGCGGCCGCGACGCGGGAACUCGACAAAGCGCGGAUUUAUGCCUCGCCGACCGUAUCCGUCCCCGCUUCAAACGUCGAUAUCGUUUCUCCUGUCGCGAGGAACCGCAUGUGCAUCUGCAUCGAUAGCUUUGAACCAACUCCGCCGAUGGUCGCACGUUCGGGACGGACGUUUCCGCCGCCUCGACCUCCCAGGAAAUCCAUGCCCGUCGCACCAAAGGCAGCCGCCGCACCUCCCCACGGAAACAAUGACGAGAUUGACCUCAUCUUGCAAGAGAACGAAGCAGCGCUCGCGCCGUGCCCGAUCUCGGUCGACGCGGCAUACUCGGACACGAUCCUCAACGACGAGUACGAUGUGAACGAGUUUUGUGCCGAAUAAACCGCACGUCAUGAGAG
Aphanomyces invadans is the source of this 1129-nucleotide messenger RNA. RefSeq lists its product as hypothetical. The coding region runs from base 174 to 1112 and encodes 312 amino acids. The transcript has 3 exons. The record is from RefSeq and is a predicted model, not a curated record. NCBI's taxonomy places the organism in Eukaryota, Oomycota, Saprolegniomycetes, Saprolegniales, Verrucalvaceae.